AUGACUCUGCUUGAAGAUGCUUUUCCGAAUAUGGAUAACAGUUUUAGUGAGUCUGCUAGUCCUAGAGAGGAGGAUCAUUCGAAGCAGAAGGAGGCACUUGAUGAUUUGUUAUCAGAUUGUAAUCAAGCUCUCUAUGAAGGAUGUCAGUCUUUUAGCAAGUUGUCUUUCAUGCUUAAGUUGUAUCACAUCAAGUGCAUGUCUAGAAUCAGUGACAAAGGAAUGUCAAUGAUAAUUGAGCUCUUGAAAGAAGCAUUUGAGCACGCAAAGCUACCAGAUUCUUUCAACGAUAUGAAGAAGAUUAUUCGAAAGUUAGGAUUCACAUAUGAGACCAUUCAUGUGUGUCCUAAUGAUUGCAUGUUGUAUUGGGGAGAAGAUGCAUCUAGACACACUUGUAAAGUCUGUGAAAGUUCAAGAUGGAAGACACCUAAGCCAGUUGCUGAGAAGAAGAAGAAAAAGAAGCAAGAGGCGGCCAAAGUACUUAGAUACUUUCCACUGAAACCGCGCCUGCAACGUUUCUUUAUGUCAUCCAAAACUGCAGAGUAUAUGAGGUGGCAUGAUAGUUCUAAGAAUACAGAUGGUAGGCUUAGGCAUCCUAGAGAUGGAAUGGCUUGGAAAUCAUUUAACCAACAGUUUCCAGAGUUUGCAUCAGACCCGAGGAAUGUCAGAUUAGGAUUGGCAACUGAUGGUUUUAAUCCUUUUGGUUCUAUGAGCACAAACUAUAGUGUAUGGCCUGUGCUAUUGUUCCCUUACAACUUUCCUCCUUGGAUGUCAAUGAAACAAACCUCGAUGAUACUUUCAAUGAUAAUCCCUGGAAGGAACAUGCCGGGAAAUGAUAUUGAUGUCUAUCUUCAGCCUCUUAUCAAGGAACUAAAAGAGCUAUGGUAUGAUGGAGUUUCUACAUUCGAUGCAUCUUUGAAAGAAACAUUUUGUAUGCGUGCGGUUCUGUUAUGGACUAUAAGUGAUUUUCCAGGGCUAGGGAAUUUAUCUGGGUGGAAUGUAUACAAAGGAUUAGCAUGUCCUUCUUGUAACUACGAUGCUACAGAGCUCCGUCUACACUAUGGCAAGAAAAACUGUUUUAUGGGACAUAGGCGUUUCCUUCCUGAAGAUCAUAGUUUUAGAAAAGAUAAGCAACGCUUUGAUGGUUUUAUUGAGACAAGGGUUUCUCCUACUACACCAUCAGGAAGUGUUAUUCUCCAACAGAUUGGAAAUGUUGAUGUUACAUUGGGGAAGAGAGUAGAUGCUGUUGGUAAGAAGAGACGCCCGUUUGGAAACUGGGUGAUAGAAGAGGGCAAGAUGAUAGAAGCAGCCGGAGAGAAUCUUCAUUCAAAUAAGUCACACGUAGAAGUUGCAAGGUCUUCAAGGAAGGGAGACAAACAGUUGGAGAAACAUCCACAAGAAUGUUCCCGCCUUGAAGUUUCAGUGUCAUGA
Messenger RNA from Microthlaspi erraticum, 1428 nucleotides. The record is from the annotation of a GenBank genome assembly. Lineage: Eukaryota; Viridiplantae; Streptophyta; Magnoliopsida; Brassicales; Brassicaceae.